Molecule: messenger RNA, 1917 nt
Organism: Solenopsis invicta (red fire ant)
Lineage: Eukaryota; Metazoa; Arthropoda; Insecta; Hymenoptera; Formicidae
Gene: ric8a
Product: synembryn
Exons: 10
Coding region: 219-1823 (534 amino acids)
Biological process (GO): G protein-coupled receptor signaling pathway
Cellular component (GO): cytoplasm
Molecular function (GO): G-protein alpha-subunit binding; guanyl-nucleotide exchange factor activity
Source: RefSeq, a predicted model, not a curated record
GCGAUAAACACAAAUACGGAGCAAAUGGCGAGCACCUCUUGCUAAUGGAGAUUCCUCGCUCGAAUGAGAGUUAAAAAAAUAUGAGUAGGAUCAGCUGUCAAGCUUUGCAGAAAUUUCGAAGCAAUUCGAGGGUGAAUUUGUUGUCACGUCUUUCUAGUAUUAUGAAAUAAAAUAUGUAAUGCCAUUCGAGAGGUGCUCGUUAUUAAUCUGAAGCUGACAUGGAGAAGACUAGCAUGGACGAGUUGAUCUCAAUAUUAAUCUCCGGCACACACGAGGAGUUUUGUAAAAAUAUUGUUGUAUUUCUAGAGAUUUACGAUAAAAAGACAAAGUUUGACGAGCUGGAUAGUACCUGUUCACGAGAGAAGCUAUGGAAGAGAUUAUUUUAUUACUUAACAGAUUACGUUCAUACAGAUCAACAUCAUCAUUGUUUAGCUGCUUUGAGAAUACUCAGCCGUGACAAAACCAACUUAAAUGACCUGAUCACUGACGAUGAAAUAAAAAUUAUAUUACAAAACGCAGGCUUAACAAAAAUAUGCGAAGGAGAACAAAUCUCACAUACAAUCGUUACAAUAGAAUCACUGAAAUUACUGUGCAAUUUAUUGUAUAAUAGCGUAAAAGUGCAACGUUCGAAAGUAUUGAUAUCCUCUUUGUCUUAUCUCAUUGACCGGAUAGAAAAUUAUACGACUGACGUUCCUCAUGAUGUGAAAUUAUUUGAUUUAAGAAUAUUAUUUUUACUCACUGCACUAAAUACAUCUACAAGAGAUGUAGUCAAAUCUGAAUUAUGUGGUGAUGCAUAUCUUAUUGAAAUAUUAAAGAAAUUUGUAACGCAAAAUCAAAAUAACAAGAUAACUACUGAUAUUAAGGCUGAGGAAUUAACGAUAGUUUGCGAAGUUUUAAAAGUUCUAUUUAAUUUGUAUAUACAUUCGGAUGAUACUGGGACCGAGGACCAAGAGAAAUAUAAGAACUUGGUGUUAAUUUUGUAUAAAUUGUUAACUCUUACAUACUCAGUGCAGCAAGAUGAACUUGAAAGUCAUGUCGUCAAUUUGUUGACCGUGAUACCGUAUAGUUGUUACACACCAAUUGUACAAGCUGUUGAAGGCAACAAUUGUAAAGAUAUAUAUCAAAACAUGGAUAUGAGCGCUAUAAGUGUAUUACUCAGAUUUUUAGAUAAAAAAUUAGAAUGUAAAACGCAUUUAUUAGAAAAUUUUUCUCCAAUAGUUACUGCACUGGUUAGGCUCGUUAAAUCAGAGAGGAUUAUUCGCAAAUACGUAAGACUGCAGAUUCUGCCUCCAUUAAAGGAUGUUAUGAAUCGUCCUGAAGAAGGAACGACAUUAAGAGCUAAAUUAUGCAAAUUAUUAACAUCGCCUAUCACAGAAUUGCGUGAUCUAGUUGCAGAACUUUUGUUUGUCCUUUGUAAAGAAAAUGUUAACCGCAUGGUGAAAUAUACAGGAUACGGAAAUGCGGCGGGAAUGUUUGCCACUAAAGGAUUAUUAGGGCGUAGCCACCAAGCGGAAACGCUUUAUUCCUCUGACUCGGAAAAUAGCGAAACGGAAGAAUAUCAGAAGUAUAAAGAGCAGAUAAACCCAGUAACCGGAUGUUUUGAGCAGCCCAAGCCAAAUCCGUUUGAAGGCAUGACUGAGGAGCAAAAGGAAUAUGAAGCUUUAAAACUAGUAAAUCUUGUUGAUAAAUUAACGAGGGAAGGAGUCGUGCGUCCCUGCCGCAUUGGUGACGAUGGAAAGCCAGAACCGAUAGAACACGUUCUCGAAUUGCAGAACGAGUUACCGAAACAGCAGUACGGCAAAAAGGACUCAGACUCCGAAUAAAUAUAUGUUAUAUAUCUCCAAAAUACAGGACGAUCUGUAUAGAUAUAUGUAUAGAUGUAUUCUUCCGAAUAAAGAUAUUUAAGUCGAAAAUUUA